UGUCGGCCAUUUGUCGUAAGCGGUGGGUAAAUCCUCAGCUCGGGCAUCUAAACGCUUUAAAACCUCGUUUUCAGUGUAUCCCGUUUACCUUUUUGUGGAGAUUUGUAGGCGACCUCCUGCACAACUUUCAAAAUGCAGAACGACGCUGGAGAAUUUGUGGACCUCUACGUCCCACGCAAAUGCUCUGCAAGCAACAGAAUCAUUGGAGCCAAGGACCACGCCUCCAUCCAGAUGAACAUUGCUGAGGUCGACAAAGUGACCGGUCGCUUCAACGGUCAGUCCAAGACCUACGCCAUCUGUGGAGCCAUUCGCAGAAUGGGAGAAUCUGACGACUCCAUCCUGAGGCUGGCCAAGACUGAUGGCGUUGUUGCGAAGAACUUCUGAGUCACAUUGGAACAUUUGUUAAAUAAAAUGGAAGAAAAAAGCUA
This is a messenger RNA of Girardinichthys multiradiatus, 428 nucleotides long. RefSeq names its product ribosomal protein S21 (gene rps21). The coding region runs from base 133 to 384 and encodes 83 amino acids. Gene Ontology annotation, cellular component: cytosolic small ribosomal subunit; ribosome. Gene Ontology annotation, biological process: endonucleolytic cleavage in ITS1 to separate SSU-rRNA from 5.8S rRNA and LSU-rRNA from tricistronic rRNA transcript (SSU-rRNA, 5.8S rRNA, LSU-rRNA); translation; endonucleolytic cleavage to generate mature 3'-end of SSU-rRNA from (SSU-rRNA, 5.8S rRNA, LSU-rRNA). Gene Ontology annotation, molecular function: structural constituent of ribosome. The record is from RefSeq and is a predicted model, not a curated record. The transcript is spliced from 6 exons. NCBI's taxonomy places the organism in Eukaryota, Metazoa, Chordata, Actinopteri, Cyprinodontiformes, Goodeidae.